AUGCCGAGCAUUAGACCCCCAGCUUGGAAGCAGACUGCCACUCUCCAGGUUACAACCAUCUGGAAAGGAGAACCUUUCUUAUGUUUUUGCACUAAUUUAUUAUCUCUUCUUGAUAUAGUUUUUUUCAUUUCAGGUAGCUGUGAAGUGCAGACCCUUAACAGAGGCAGAACGUCAACAAAAUCGGCAUAUUGUUCACGUUACAAAUAAUAAGGUCUAUAAUUUUUCUCUAGAAACAUGCACUUUUUUGCUCAGAGGGUUUUUUUUCUUUUCACUCCAUUGAAGAAUCAUUGUUAAUCAUACCGCAGGGUGUUAUUGUUUUGGAUCCUGAUUUGUCGAAGGACUACCUUGAUCUCAUCCAAAAUCGAACUAAAGAGAAGAGAUACAGUUUUGAUCAUGCAUUUGGACCUGAGUGCACUAACACGGUAUGCAAACAAUUUUCUCAUCAAUGACCAAAAUUCUUGUCUCAUAUUUUCUCGUGGACUUCUGAUUUCGGCCAACAAGAGAAUGAAUGUUAUUAUGACCUUAACUACCAGUUUAGUAGAUCCCUGCAAUCUCAGAUAUUGUUUUAAUGAUCGUUGUUUCUUAUGGAGAUUUUUUUUAACUUCACCUUAUUACUGCAUAAUGAUCCUUCGUUAGUCCUGUAAUGUGUAUUCUUUGGUUUGUUAGGGAGAUGUAUAACUGUUUUAUUUGCAAAAGAGUUGCCCUAUCAUUGGUAUAUUAAUAAAUGUCUUGUUGUUGGAAGUUUCUCACGUCAUAAAGCUCUUAUCAAUGAUAGCUCUCUGCUAGAAGUUCUAAUCAUGUCUUAAUCUCUUUAAAAAUUGCCCAGGAUGUGUACAAAUGUAUCUCCUCUACAAUUGAUGGGGUUGUACAGGGCCUCAAUGCCACUGUCUUUGCAUAUGGGGCAACGGGAAGGUAUUAUUCUGUCUUAAAAUGACUUGAAAUGGUAGCAUUGCUAUUAUUUUAUUAGAAUGUAUUUGUUCACUUGAGAACAUUUUCUAAUGAAAAGUAAAAGAGCGUUUUCUUCUUCUUGUGGCAGUUUGUUUUUUUAUUUAUCCACGUCAUUUGAUCACGCUUGCUUGAGCUAUCCUCCGCCUAUUGGAUAGUCUAAUAUGCUGGUCAAAGUUGCCUUCAUGUUGCUUGGUAUUAGACCCAGACCGUGUGAUGUAUGGGUAGUCCCAAUCAAAGCGUAAAAUUCUGUCAAACGUGACUAUACUGGUCUUACUGUUUCAUUUGCAUCAUUUAUCUGUGAAUGAUUGUAUAUUUCACAGUUUAAUAAAAUAUCCAUAAGCUUUUCACUGGUGAAUUGUCAUGGACCUGGUACUUUUAACUGUCAAUCUCUAAUGCAUAUUUGAUAAAAUGCGCCAAUAAAGUUGUGUCCGCAUAAGAAUCAUGUAUUGCAGUUGUGAUACUCUCUUCUUCUUUUCUUUUUUAACUAAUGAAUGAGAUUGCCCUUCUCCGUCUAAAAACGAGUUUUUGUUCUGACCUAAUGCUUUUUGUUCUGCUGAUGUUAUCCAUUUUAUUUACGUUUACAUAAAUACUUCUAGAUUUGUAUCAUAUGUUUAACGUCUCAUGUCUAGAAGCUUGUAAUUAUAUCAUUAAGAAACCAGAGGACCUAAUAAAGUUAAUCUUUUUCUUAAAGUUAAAGGACCAUUCAAGGUUACGCUAAUGUAAUGUCCUUUUACAUAUUGUGAUUUCCAAGUAAGAAUCCGGGCAUCGUGUCAUAUGUAUUGCUUAAGUGAUCCUCAUCCUCAUCAGAAAUGGGGAAUGUGAACACACCUUCGAUCCUUUUUGGUCUUAGGCUGUGAAUCAUUACUGCUUAUCCUUGGCAUAAUAUUAAAACAACGAAAGCUCCAAAAAUCAAGCCAUAUCCACAGGCUAAAGAUUGACCACCUCAGUAUGAUUCUAACUGAUCUUUGUUGGCUACGAUACUGUUUUCCUAUGAAAAAGUUGACCAAUGGUUAAGACACUUUGGAUACUUAUGAAUAACAGAAUUUCCGCAUAGAUGAUUACUAAUUUUGGCUUUUGCCAUUGUCAUACAGUCAUGUUGUAUCUUAGAUUACGAAUUUGUUCCCACAAGUCCCCAAAUCAGCAGUGCAUUGGAAGAAUAUGGCCUCCAAGAAUAAUACGGCUAUGAUUUUAACCUUAGAGGGGGGGUUGGAUGCUUGGUGUGCAUACCAUUAAUGUUUCUCUUGUGCAUCGGGCUGCAUAUGUGAUUGUGGGGAUUUUUAGGUGCAACUUCUUAUACAGCUGAGCAGAACUUUUGUCAUCAACAAUUUGUAGUACAGUUUUCAAGUAAGUCAAAGUCUUUCUUUUUUCCAUUUGCAUAUACAUUCGCAUAAUGGGAUUUACAUGUAAUAUGGGGAAUGAAGUUAUGAGAAAUCUAAAAAAUGUACAUUAUUAUCGGACAGUAAACAGCGAAAGAAUUAAUUAUUACAUUUUCUCUGAGUGGCCAAGUUUUUCAUUAAAGUUUUCAUUUUCUGCCCUAAAGACAAGGUUGAUAUCAUUAUUUGAAUAUCGACUGCCUUUUGUACACUAACUAAUGCAUUCAAAGUUUAAAGUGUUGCCAUAUUUUUGGGAAAUCGACUAUAAUGCUGUGUUUUCAUGUAUGAAUGUAAAUUUAAACAGUUUUAUGAUUGAUAUCACAAGAAUCCAAUGCAUGUAUGCGCAUAUUCCUUGGGUCAAAGAUAUACAUUAUGAUUUGCUUUGCACACAUAUGUUACAGCUUCUUGUCUUAUUUGUAUUUCCAGUGGGAAAACAUACACAAUGGUCGGGACACACAAUGAUCCUGGACUUAUGGUUCUUAGCUUGCACACAAUCUUUGAUCUCAUCAAAAAAGAUGAAAGCUCAGAUGAGUUUGAAGUCUCCUGUUCAUACCUAGAAGUAUAUAACGAAGUAUGUUCCUGAUUUUAAGACAAUGUCUGUCUGCUGAGCUUGGAUCAUGUUAAAGCCCGUUUUCCACUAGUCUUUAUCCUUUUUUCUUUCACGGAAUUCUAGGUUAUAUAUGAUUUGCUUGAGAAGUCUUCCUCUCAUUUGGAGCUAAGAGAGGACCCUGAGAAAGGAAUCGUUGUUGCUGGUCUCAGGACUAUUAAGGUUUGCAUUAUCGUCCUUUAAGCAUUAUUCUAUAGCCUUUCAAUUUCAUUUUUCUCUAGGAAAAAAAUCAAAAGGGAGGUGAGUAUUUUAUUUAAAGGGAUAUUAAUAAGAAAUAAGUCAUAACUUUUAUACUCCCAGUCAAUUGAGAAUAGAGAUCAGUUACACUCAUUUUGCCUACCAUAGAGAAACUGGACAAUGUUCAUCCUUUUUGUAAUCAUAUUAGGCACAUGGUCUUUUGUAUUCACAUCUCUUGAGAAUCUAAUUUACCUUGAUAAAGUAAUUGUAAAUUUAUUUAUAUUUGGUCUUGUCACGCUGCAAUGUAUUAUUUGCGAGCAAAUUGUGGAGGAAACAUGACUACGACGGACUUCAAACGAUGGAUAGCUUAAUCUAGAGUGCCACAGAUGACCUCUGAGAACGUGCCAUUGUGUAUGUUUUCUCACUGGAAAACAUGCCAUUGUGUAUGUCGGACUCCUUGUGUACCAUGCAGAACGCAUAUUCCUGAAUUCUUGUUGAUAGUCAGUUUCCUGGAGGAAAGUUUGACCAACAGCAGAUCCACGCAUGUUUAAACCCUCCUCCCUCUGAUACAGCUAGAUUUAGUCGGGUACUCUCUGCUCACAGGUCUCAUUGCUAUGAUAUCAUUAAGAUAAAAGAAGGGCAAGAUAAGAGAAUGCGGACCAAAGAAAAGGAGUACCGUAUCAAACUUUUUAAGAUCCGUGCUGCUACUCUCAGAGUUCGUAUAUUAGGGUGAAAAACAGAUCACUACGAACUGCACUCUUAUGGGAUAAAAGAGUAAAAUGCCUUGUUAUAAAUGCAAAUAACUGAUAGACAUUAGCUUUUAUACCUUUCAAACCAAGUGUGCAUAUAUUUGUUUAGUUGGACAGAAGCUCUCUGACCAGCUAUAUUCAGAGGAAGAGUUGCGCGCACUUUACAUUGAAACUCUGCACCUCUACUCAAAAAGUUCUGAAAAUGAUAAUUUUGCUCGUCACAAUAAUAUGUUAUCAAAUAGUGGGAUGUUUGAAUUGUCGGUAGGACACUAACGUUCGUUUGAUUAUAUUUUUAUUUCGACAAAAAAAAUUUCAUCUUAUAUAAAUUAAUAUUAAGUGGAAAAAUUGCAAUCAUAUGUCUGCUUGCGUUCUUGAUUUAUGCAUUCUCAUACUGGAUUCCAUAGUCAGCCAUCUCUUAUCAUAGAUAUUCUUCUUUUUUCCAUUUUUUCAGGUCCAAUCAGCUGAUAAGAUAUUGGAACUUCUAAACAUUGGAAAUAGUAGGCGCAAAACAGAAAGCACGGAAGCAAAUGCAACUUCUUCACGGUGAGCUAUGGGUACAAUUCAGAGUCAUCAGAUUAAUUUGGAUUUCACAUUGAUGCUAUCAGAAAAUUUCUGGAUAUUUGCUUUUCAUUUCAAUUAUUUAUUUCCAUUUGACAUUUAUCCUUGCAAACUAUGCAUCAAUUUACAGUUUUCUGUUCAGGUCACUUGACAUUUUGCAAAAAAAAUCCUAUAGUGGGGUGCUGGUCAUUCACAUUGAUGAUAAUAACAGCCUAUUGUAGCUACAAUUUUCCAUUGGCAAUAUUGAUCAUCCAGUAUGUCAAGGUACCCCAUAUGAAGUGGAAACACACUUUCCUUCCUAGAGCUGUGAAGUUCAGUCCUGUUGGACACCAAAAAUAGACAUUUUACAAAGUUAUUUUCACAAAUUAUUAUCUCCUCUAAUGUUCUAGGCAUUGGAGGGUAAUCUAGUAUGCAUUUGUUGAAGAAAAAACCGAUAGCACUCACAUUAUUUUCCCCUAUUCAACUCACGUUUGUGCAUGCUUUCUUAUUACAUGUUUCAUAUUUAAAUUCCUAAACAUGUGAAGUCAUUGCAUGUCAUUCUAUGUCAACUGGAAGCUACGGUAGAACUUAUGAUGCAUUGGUCACCACUCUAAUUUGCAAGUCGAAUGCUUCCUUAAACAGGUCACAUGCAGUCUUGGAGAUUACUGUGAAAAGGAAACAGAGAAAUAACUACAGAACUCAAGUUCUACGUGGAAAACUUGCACUUGUUGAUCUUGCUGGGAGGUCUUUAACUACUCGAGAUUUUCCUUGAAUUUUCAAUUAUUCCGUGUUUAUUUAUUUCUCUGUCCUUGACGCCCCUCAAUUCUUUUACAACCUGCUUCCCUCAGUGAAAGAGCAUCAGAAACCCAAAAUGCUGGUCAAAAGCUAAGAGACGGGGCUAAUAUCAAUCGCUCUCUUCUUGCCUUAGCUAACUGCAUCAACGCUUUGGGCAAGCAACAUAAGAAGGGGCUUGCAUAUGUUCCUUACCGCAAUAGGUAUUUCUUUACGAUUUUAAUUUUGAGUAAUUAUUACAAGACCAUCGAAUGUACCUUAUUUUUUUUAAUCUCUUCAGCAAGUUGACACGGAUUCUGAAGGAUGGUCUGAGCGGUAAUUCUCAAACAGUUAUGGUUGCCACUGUAUCACCUGCAGAUGGUCAGUAUCACCACACCGUUAAUACAUUGAAAUAUGCUGAUCGAGCCAAAGAGAUCAAAACGCACAUUCAGGUGAUAGAAAUUGUCCUUGGAGUUUGAAAGUCUGAACAUUUUGGUUGACUUUUGCAUGAAACCAAACAGACAAGAUAAUCAGUUUCACACAUUUCAUAUGGCCUUGUCCAGUGUAGUAGUUCCUUUUUAUUAUACCAGAUUAUGAUCAUCCGAUUCUUCCACAUGGAUUGCCUGGUUAUAUCUGGUGGAUACCAUACUAUUUAUAUCUAUUUGGGUCGAAUCUUCUGACCAAAAGUAUUAGACUUGCAGUGAAGUGAGGCCAUUGCUGACUGUGUUCUAAUAUGUCAGAAAAACAUUGGACCGAUUGAUACCCAUAUCACGGAUUACGAAAGAAUGAUCGACAACCUCCAGGUAAACUUUUGGGAAAUAUUUUAACGUUUUAUAGGUCAAAGAUGGUGCCCUAAUUCUGGAUUGUGAUUUCAAUCUUGCAGGUUGAAGUAUGCCGAUUAAAGAAGGAAUUAGCAGAGAAGGAGUCUCAGUUAUGCAAAAAACCAGCCGAGAAGACUGCAGACGAUGAGCUCUCUUGGUUAAAUUUUUUGAGCCGUGAGACCAGUGAAAAUGUUCAGGAACGCAUAAACCUUCAAAAGGCAUUGCUAGAGCUUGAGGAAACCAACCUUAGAAAUCGGAUUGAGCUUCAACAUCUCGACGAUGCUAUUGCUAAACGCCAGGUCUGUCCAUUGCGGGUUUUUUUUUUUGUUUUUUUUUUUUGUUCAAUCUUUUUGCAUUACUAAUUUUUUUUUGGCGGAGAAUAUUUUUCUGGGUUCAUAGUCGGGUGUAUUAAUUGACAUUAUACAUUCUAAUUGCUUCUAAAUCUUCAUUAUUUUAUUAAUUAUGUCACUGGUCAACUUUAAAACAAUAAAGAAUCCAUUUUUAUCUUCCCUGCAUUUCUAUCUUUGGCUCAUCUUUGAUGGGUUGACUUGCUACGUUCUUGCUCAGGCCGUUGAAAAAGAUGGGGCGGUCGUCCAGGCACUGACCCUGAGGAGGCAAGUCAUCCUGGAUAACAUCCGUGAUAACGACGAGUCCGGCGCCAUGUACCAGAAGGAGAUCGAGGCAAACGAGAAGCAGAGGCGCCAGCUCCAGGACAUGAUCGAGGAAGCUGUCAGCAGCAAUGGCAACCGGACCUACCUUAACAUCCUCAGCCAGUACCGCCUUCUUGUGAGCAGAGCUGAAGAUCUCUCCAAUGGAUUCAUUCAUUACCACCGCUGUUCUUGACGCUGCGAUCCCGCGCUGCAGGGCAUGACGAACACCGAGCUCCAGUUCGAGAUCGCCAUGAGGGAUCAGAUCAUCCACAGCCAGAGGGAGGCGCAGAGGAACCUCUGGAACAUGCUUCUGGGGCUGGGCCUGGAUCAGAAGCAGCUGAUGGAGUUGGCGGCCAGACAGGGAGUCACCAUAGAAGACUGGACGGCACCCUCGGUGGGCACCGCAAUGCGGCUUCCGUCAUCCCCCUCCGGGGCCUUCUGCAGGCAGGAGCACCAUACCUCCUACUGUAUGAUGUCUCAGGAGAAGCUUGCGCCGGGCAGGUGCGAGCUCCGCCCAAUGCCGCGAAGACAACAACGGCAGCAGCAGCAGCCCAUUUCAUCGUCGUGCCAGAAUUAGGUCACCAUCUCUCACCCUUGCUCGUGGAUUACUUCAGAGGAUGAUCCUCCAUGGAUGAGAGUUCUCACCUUGUGUCCCAGAUCCCACAGCGUCUUCACCAGCUCGCCGCCGGAGUUCUCUAGAGGGCUGAGGCCUUUUAGCCAUCCUCUCCCCCUGAGCACGCGGGUCUCGCCAUUCCUGCCUCCUCUUUCUGUCAGCCUUCGGCGGAGUAAGCUGCCGUUGUAUCAUGCUGGUUCUUGCUUCCUCCUCCCUUCUGUUCUUGCAGCUUCUGGUGGGUGGGGGGGGGGUCCACUGUCAAGAAGGGUUAUUUUAAUUUUUACUUUGCUCCCUGAAAAACUCUAA
This is a messenger RNA of Spirodela intermedia, 7552 nucleotides long. NCBI's taxonomy places the organism in Eukaryota, Viridiplantae, Streptophyta, Magnoliopsida, Alismatales, Araceae. The record is from the annotation of a GenBank genome assembly.